AUGCUCAGGACUACACCGAGGGAGGCACUGGAGCCGGAGGAGUGGAGGGCUUGGAGUGAGUCACUACUGGGAGCGGCCAUAGCAGCAGCCAAGCUUCGCAUCCCUACCGCUGAACUAGAACAGAGCCUCCUUUGGAGGCAGGCGACGCUGCCCGUCCGUUUGGGGGGCCUCAGCAUCAUCGAUCCUACCUCGGAGGCCCCAGCGGCAUAUAUAGCGUCGGUGACGGCAGCACAGCAGCUCCUAAGGCAGAUGAGCCUGCCCGAGAUUCACCAACAGAGUAGGGCAGCAGCGAGGCUAUCCCACACCUGGACCCCACUGCCGCCAGCUGUGAAUAGGUUAGCCUCUCUUGAAGAAGGCCUUCCAGCCGAGGCUAAGGUGGCGCUUCAUGCCUUCAGGGAGGGCCCGCCUGGACAGGACAACCUGCAGCUACUGCUAUCAAAGCACAUCAACGAGCGACGGGCAGCGGAGCUGCUAGCUGACACCGUCAUUGAUAGGCCGGGCGCAGAUUGUGGGCAUGGGGUGCGGCUGGUGAGCCUGAAGGGCACGGGGGCAGGGGACUGGUUGCACGUGAUACAAACGAGGGCUGACCUUACAUUAUCCCCUGGUCAGUUCUCAAUGGCACUCGGCUUCCGCCUCGGCCUCGCCCUACCAGUCACGGUGAAAUGCCCCUGCAAUCGAGAGAACGGGGACAUUGACGACACCAGCCUGCCGAACCACCUGCUGCGCUGUGGGGAAGGUGGGGAUGUGGUUAGAACACACAACAGCCUGGUUUAUGCGGCACUAAGGAUGGCGAGGGAGGCAGGCUUCAACACCUUCCAUGAGACCUCGGCUUUCUCCCCACCCGCCGUCCGCAAGAGGGCGGACCUUGCAUUCCAGGAUAGAGUCUCGGCAGAGACGUGGGCUACUGACGUGACAGUGACCGACCCGGUACUACAGAGGAGAGACACCAGAGCAGGGAAGCCGCCGGGGUGGGCAGCCAAGGAGGCCUCAGAGAAGAAACACAGGCUGUAUGAGGGACGGCCGGACUACGUGGGGUUUUUUGGGCUAGCAGUCGAGACGUAUGGGGCGCUGGCCGCGGACACGGUGCAGUUCUUGCGGCUCCUGGCAACGGCAGCAGCUAAGAAGAAGUUCCGCCAGGCCCCCCUCACCACAACCGCCAGCCGUCUCACUGCCCACUACAGGCAGCGAUGGUCAGUUAUGCUGCAGCGCUCCCAAGCAAUAUCCUUCCUGAACAAGUCGAAUAUGGCAGCAGAGGCGGCCUACCCCCAGGCCCCAACGGACCCCUGGGAGCCGAGCCUAGGGGACUUGUGGCAGAUGCUGGACGAUGGCCUAGGAGGAAUGUAG
Closterium sp. Yama58-4 is the source of this 1344-nucleotide messenger RNA. NCBI's taxonomy places the organism in Eukaryota, Viridiplantae, Streptophyta, Zygnematophyceae, Desmidiales, Closteriaceae. The record is from the annotation of a GenBank genome assembly.